AUGGGGCCCCAAGUCCCGUGCCCAGUGUCGGGCGAGGGAGCUCUGUUGGAGCACUUGGAGCACUUGGAGUGCCGUUGCGCGAUCAUAAACUUCUUUUCUAAGCGGAAGCGGGGACGGUUACGCCCCACACAUGUCGUCGGACUGACUUUCGCAGCCUCGCUCGCUCGAAUGUCCAUGCUCGGCGUCCCACCGCUGGGCGACACAUGGCACAAUGGCAACUCUGCUGGCAACAAAUCGAUGCUCACGUACCGCAUGGGAGUGGGCGUGCCAGGCCACACCGGGUUCACUCCUGCUGAGGAGUGCCUCUCGAUUCCGAUCAAGGCAGGCGCAAUGGAGAGGGCGCCGUUGAUCUCCCGCUGUGCAGGGCAGAGCAUGACCGAGCACCCUGCCGAGGAGAAGUACUCGACCCACCGCACCGACUUCUCUCUCUCGCCGGAGGAGUUUGCGUACGCUACCAGGCCGAGCGGUCCUUGGGAUCUGCAUGCUCAGCGAGCCAUCGGCAAGCGGCCGUUCCACGGCGAGAGCACCUUCCGCGACUCCUUCUGUGACACCGCUCGUGAGCGAAUGCUCCCAUCGAAUGUGACCGCGCUUGGACAGCUGCGACCAUCCACGGUGGCGGUUGACGGCGGAGUCAACCCCUUCUACGAGACGGAGCAGCGAGCAAAGUCGGCGCAGGUGCUGCGAGGGUCUGCUCCUCGGUUCGGCGGCCGCGGUGUCCGCCGCCCGGCCCAGCACUGGACUGGCUCUCCGACGGCAGAUCCACGGCUUCUGCCGCCGGAGUGGUCCACCUCGUAUCGCUCGGCCUUUGGGGGGAAGCCAGAAGGGCCUACAGGCACGCACAAAGGCACCUGCCACCCACCAGGCUACACGGGCUUCAUUCCCGCGACCGCGUUCAGCGAGCGUGCCACAGCGCAAGCUAAGAUGGAGAUGCCGCGCGACAAUGGCAGCUGGCAGCUAUCUGGACUUCACCAGUACCCGCGUGAGAUCCCAGGUUACACGGGCUAUCGGCCAACUGCGAUGCAAAAUGACGCCGGUGUUCAGCGUGGUGACCCUCAGCUCACAUCGACGGGCCGUUUCUUUGCCCAGGGCACCAACGGCUUCCAGCCCGGCGAGCUUGGGCUCUCAGUUGGGGCUCUGGCUUCGCGCAAGCCGCAGCCAUCUACGCACGGCAUCAAGGCGAAGAUCCUCGACGAGCUCUUCUCGCAGGAGGCCGCAGGAGGGAACGUGUACUAUGCCAAGACUCGACCUUACGAGGGCCGCUCCCGUGCCAUUAUCGGGUUCUUUGUGGGUGUGGUCGGCGACUAG
Molecule: messenger RNA, 1305 nt
Organism: Emiliania huxleyi CCMP1516
Lineage: Eukaryota; Haptophyta; Isochrysidales; Noelaerhabdaceae
Exons: 6
Coding region: 1-1305 (434 amino acids)
Source: RefSeq, a predicted model, not a curated record